UGGCAUAUAUAAUAUGGUUAUAUUGCAUGUCAUAUAUGGCAUAUACUGUUGUAUAUGCCUUAUCCUAAUUGUAAAGUAUCUUACAUAGCCUUAUGCUAUUUUCAAAAACAAACAUUGCAGGCAAUAGGACCCUGAUGUGCUCAAACUGCAGAAGAACAUCCACCAUCAGGAAAAACAAAUUAAAAGUCCUCCCACACCCUAAAGACUGGGAGGAGAGACUUUCAGCUGCAUUCCUCUUCUGUCAAAGUAAACCAGCGACUGGAUUGGCUCUGAACAAGUGAGUGUGGUAAGCAACCCAUCCCAGAAGUGUGUCGUACACGCUGACUGUGAGUUUUCAAUUUGUUUACAACAGCACACUGGAGGGGGUGGGAACAUCAUCAAAACUCAAGCGCUCUGACAGAACAAGGUCCCUGGCUUUGACAGGUUCACAGGGACAUCAUGACGUCCCAGGGGGAACCUCAGGAGGGACUUUCAACCCUGACCAAGGUGACAGGACCCAGCUCCUGGUCCCGGGUCAGUUGCCCCUGCUGUGUCUCCAGCCAUAUAGAACCUCUGGUUCUGAUCCAGCUGGCUGAGAAUGUCCAGCCCAUCACCAAACAGUGGAUCAUGUCCAUGAUAUCUGCACCUGUGAAGGCUGGAGGGGCUCAAUUGUUGGUUCACCCUGGUGAGGACAUGAAAGGGGACAUGAUAGUUGUGGCGGCCCCUCGCUGUACCCUUCUCAGGGUGACUGAAGACCUGGGCCUCUGCAAAACCUACCAGGACGGAAACAUGAUGGCCUUCUCCUUCGAGGACCGGCACAACUUUUGCAACAUUGACAACAUGCAGCAGUUCCUGACGCUGGCCGAGAGGCAGUACAUCGUUAAACAUGAAUUGGAUUCCAUGAGAGCCAUGGAGGACCAGCGUAUCCCAGGAAUCCCAGCACCCAAAGGGAAGUUAAAAGCCAGAGAGAGCAUCUUGCAGAAGCUGGAGAAAGCAGGCGUGAUCCGUAACAUCACUCCUCUUCAUGACCAGAAGCUGCUGUCGGCUCUGGGGAAGCAGUGGUACUCUCACAAGAGUCUGUGGGGACAGCCUUUAGACUCCAUCCACGCUUAUUUUGGUGGCACUAUAGCCUAUUAUUUCAGCUUCCUGGAUUUCUACACUUUGUCAUUAUUUCCUCCAGCCAUCCUAGGCCUCUUCAUCACCUUUUUCCUCCCUAGUGCAAACUUCUCCAAUGGAAAUAAAACUGAGAGCAAGCCAACACUGCUGAAGCAGCACCAUGGCCAGCCUUCAGUCAGCUCCUACAUGGUUCAGGCAGUCUUCAGCAUGCUGUGGUCCACAGUGUUCAUGGAGCUGUGGAAGAGGAGGAGCGCGGCUUUAUCCUAUCACUGGGGCACUUUCAAAUUAGCUGAACAAUUUCAAGAGCCACGACCGGGUUUCCAUGGAGAACUCAGCACCAAUCCGGUCACGGGCAGACUGGAGCCACUGUUUCCUGAAUGGAAGAGGAGGGUUAGGAUAGGUCUGGUGUCAGUGCCCGUGGUUGGGGUGUUUUUGGGUCUAGUGGUCAUGGGGAUGGCAGGUUUCUACUUCUUUGAACGCCUGGUCUCAGGCUGGCACAAAGCAUCUGGUUCACACUUCACAGUAGUCCUGCUGUAUCUUCCUUCUAUAGCCCAUAUUCUCUACACCAAUGUGCUUGGGAAUAUAUAUCGCAAUGUGGCCUUGAAGCUAACAGAAGCAGAAAAUCAUAGGGAGGAAUCAUCUUUUGACUAUCAUCAUACCACCAAAGUCCUUGUGUUCACCUUUUUCAAUAACUUUGCUGUGCUGUUCCACAUUGCCUUCUUCAAGGAGGACUUGCCUCUUCUGCGCAAGAGACUUUCCUCUCUUUUGAUCGUGACCCAAGUGGUGAAUCAGUUCACUGAGGUGGUGGUCCCUUUCCUGGUGGACCGUUUCCUCACAUCUGCAGACAGGAACCUGAAGGAAGAUGAUCCAGAGGUGGACCACCUCCAGGCUCAGGGCAGUCUGCCAGCUUUCCCAGGCCUGUUUGCUGAAUACAUCGAGCUUCUGGUUCAGUUUGGCUACUUGAGUCUUUUCUCUUGUGUCUAUCCUCUAACUGCGCCUCUGUUACUGCUCAACAACCUCACAGAGAUCCGCACAGAUGCCUACAAGCUCUGCAAGCUCUUCAACAAGCCAUUUUCUGCCCCUGUGGCCAACAUGGGCGUUUGGCAGCCGGCAUUUGAGGUUCUGAGUUUCAUCUCGGUCAUGUCUAACUGUUGGCUCCUGCUUCUGUCCCCACAUGUGAAGGAACUCACAGAGGACGCCGGUCUCAGCAGCAGCAAAGUUCUCGUCAUUGCCGUCAUUGUGGAGCAUGUCCUGAUCAUGGUGAAGAUGAUUUUGGCCUUCAUGAUACCUGAUGAACCGGACUGGGUCCGAAUCAAGAGAGAACAAAUUGAGUAUCACUCCAUGCAAGCACUUAAGAAACAGAGGAUCAUGCUCUCUUGUGUGGAUGAUAAACUCCCUUCGAAGGCCUAAAUGGAAAAGUGACCAACGACUAUUUCCAUAGAGACAACCACAAGAAGGGAGGCACUUGGCUAUAAAGCCAUAUUUAGCUUGCCAAUGUACCAUAUGGCUCAGUGUACCAAAGAUAGCUUCUUCAGUUUACAGGGUUUUUAAGCCUUUUAAGAGUUAUUAAUUGUUUGCAUUCAUGUUAUCUUUCUGAAAACUACUGAAAAGAGAUUAUUAAGGUCAAGGAAGAUGAUAUGAUAGUGGGUAAACUCGGAGACAUAUCGUGCUGUAUUAAUGAUUUAAAAAAAAAAGGUUCACCACAAUCACUAUAGAAUAGCUCAUUUAUAUUUUUUCUUGAUUGUUUUGUUUAUUUGCUUUUACUUGAUUUUUUUGUUAAUAUAUUGUGAUGAUUUUAACCUUUGUAUUUUUACAUUUCAUCAAAAGUGACUGUAUUAUUAUGGCUGAGUUUGCUGGUAUAAAUUACUAUACCCAAUGCGUGCUUCACUGAAUAUGUUAUGUGAAAGUUUAGUGAUGUAAGUGGGCUUGACGAAACUGAGAAAACCACAUACAAUAAAUAACCAUACAUGAAGUUCA
Molecule: messenger RNA, 3072 nt
Organism: Carassius gibelio (silver crucian carp)
Lineage: Eukaryota; Metazoa; Chordata; Actinopteri; Cypriniformes; Cyprinidae
Product: anoctamin-10
Exons: 13
Coding region: 439-2505 (688 amino acids)
Biological process (GO): chloride transmembrane transport
Cellular component (GO): plasma membrane
Molecular function (GO): chloride channel activity
Source: RefSeq, a predicted model, not a curated record